AUGAUCGACCUCCUUGAAGUGAAAAGACGCUACGAAGCCGUGCUGGCAGUUGAAGAUAGCAGAGACAAGAUUCUUCAGAACCUGUUUGCUCAAGUUGAAAGCCUGCAGAGAGCUCUUCAAAACACGCUUGGUGAUGCGAAGUUCCAGGAAUUGAAGAAGUAUAAAACAGAGUACGACGACUUGCGGCUUGACCAGUCCAAGUUAAGUUUUGUAUCUGUGCUUGUCGACGGUGACUGCAUGAAUUUCAACGAUACUCUCAUCCGACAAGGCUACAACGGUGGACGCAAGGCUGCCAUGCUUCUCCGAAAGUCCGUCGAGCGUCACAUCCGUGAUAUCGACCCCCAGGCCAGCCCAAACAUUCAGUACCGCAUCCGAGUGUACGCCAACGUUCCGGGUCUGAUGAAGACGUACCGGGAAGCGCACAUAUUGCGUUCCAAUGAAGCGCUAGAUCCAUUCAUUCGGGGAUUCAAUAUGGAGAACAGCCUGUGCGAUUUUAUCGAUGCAGGAAACGGCAAGGAGUGUUCAGACGUCAAAAUACGGGCAACAUUCGAACAAGACAUUCUAGACGUCCACUGCCGUCGUAUCGUCUUCUGUGGCUCGACCGACAAUGGCUACGCACGCAUCCUCGGCUCCCACCAAGGAUCCAACCGCAUCUCGCUCGUCCAGGGAGCACCCUUUGCAUGGGAAAUGGAGCAGCUAGCAAGCGAGUUCCAAACCACAUCCUUCCCGGAGGUCUUCCGAUCCACAAAGUUACCCUCCCGAGCAUCAUCCUUCAGCGCAUUCAAAACCGCAUCCGCCAACUCGUCACCCAGCAGCUCUCCAACCAGCCUCAGCACGCCAUCAACGCCAAAACGCAACUACGCCACAAUUGCCAAGUCGAACCUCCAAGCGACAUCCCCCACCAGAACAAACAGAUCCAAGCGAUCGAAAAUCUCAGUCAUAACAUUCGACAUCUCCCCCUCAUACGACACCCAUAUCCAAUUCAACACAGUCCAGCUUAACAAUUACGAAGAUCGAGGUACUGCAGUAGAUAUCAUAUUCUAG
Molecule: messenger RNA, 1044 nt
Organism: Aspergillus tubingensis
Lineage: Eukaryota; Fungi; Ascomycota; Eurotiomycetes; Eurotiales; Aspergillaceae
Product: CCCH zinc finger DNA binding protein
Exons: 6
Coding region: 1-1044 (347 amino acids)
Source: RefSeq, a predicted model, not a curated record